AUGAGGUGACUUUUGGACUUUGGCGACAUGGAAGUGAACACUACUUUAAAUGAUUCUUAUCGGGUUCGUCAGGUGAUGCCUGAGCCACCAGCCUAUAUCUUCAUCCUUGCUAGUAUCUUCUAUUCUCUGACCUUCGUGGUAGGGUUCAUCGGCAAUAUUUUCGUCGUUACCCUUGUGUUUGGGUUUAAGCGCAUGCAGAGUAGAAUGAACUAUUUCUUUGUUAAUCUAUCGAUAACCGACAUGCUGAUUCUUCUGGUUUGUAUGCCCUCGGCCACAGUUGAUCUCUUCGCAAAGGAAGUUUGGUACUUCGGCGAGUUCAUGUGCAAAAUGGUUCAUUACACAGAAAAUGUUCUUACUCUGGCAUCCGUUAUGACGAUUCUUGCCAUAACUGCAGACCGCUUCAAGGGAAUAUGUCACCCAAUCCUUUCCAAGGGUCACUGGACCAACAUCCGUGUAUCAGUGGUCGUUACCAUAGUUUGGAUUCUGGCCAUUGUAUGCAGCUUGCCUACGUUCUUUUUCCCUGUUUUCAAAGAUUCUACAUGGAAAGAUGGCACCCCAAUAAAAGUUUGUAGAAUUCCUAUUAAUAAAGAAUGGAAAGUAGGUGUCCUUCUGGCCAUAUUUAUUCUGUUCUUUGCCAUACCGUUUUUCGUGCUCGCCGGGCUGAUUUUCUGCAUGGGUCGCGCAUUAUUGUGGCAGCAUAACCUUCAAGAAGGUCGAGCGGACAAAGAAACUAUGUAUACUCUAAACAAACGACGACGAGUAGUCGUUAUGCUUAUUCUUGUUGUGGUAGCCUUCUUUUUGUGUCUACUGCCACAGCGUAUUUUGGGUCUGUGGAUUAUUUUCACAGAUCGGUCAAAUUUGGCUUCUCUUGGUCUGGAGGGAUACUUAAACAUCGUAACUUUUACCCGUGUAAUGGUGUACAUAAACAGUGCCAUGAAUCCUGUUAUUUAUAACUGCAUGUCCACAAAAUUCCGUGGAGCACUCAAGGAUCUCUGUUACAGACGACGUCAUUAUAAUUCCAUCAGUCGUACGCACGCUAUAACCUUGACCACAAUUCCGUCAUCAGGGUCAUGUUAUUCAGCUCGCUAA
Messenger RNA from Saccostrea echinata, 1089 nucleotides. Its product is annotated as growth hormone secretagogue receptor type 1-like. The transcript has 2 exons. Gene Ontology annotation, biological process: G protein-coupled receptor signaling pathway. Gene Ontology annotation, cellular component: plasma membrane. The record is from RefSeq and is a predicted model, not a curated record. Lineage: Eukaryota; Metazoa; Mollusca; Bivalvia; Ostreida; Ostreidae. Bases 28 to 1089 code for a protein of 353 amino acids. Gene Ontology annotation, molecular function: G protein-coupled receptor activity.